This is a messenger RNA of Penicillium antarcticum, 1038 nucleotides long. RefSeq lists its product as uncharacterized. The transcript is spliced from 2 exons. Bases 1 to 1038 code for a protein of 345 amino acids. The record is from RefSeq and is a predicted model, not a curated record. NCBI's taxonomy places the organism in Eukaryota, Fungi, Ascomycota, Eurotiomycetes, Eurotiales, Aspergillaceae. Gene Ontology annotation, cellular component: cytoplasm.
AUGGUCGACUCAAAGCUACUGCCAACUCGCCCACUCUCGAAAAAUGGGCCGUUGGUCCCUCGCCUCGGUCUGGGAUUGAUGGGUGCAAGUGGUACGUACGGUAUGCCGGCCAGGGACGAGGAGAGACUCGCUUUCUUGGACAAGGCGUAUGAAAAAGGAGAGAGAUUUUGGGAUACUGCCGACAAGUACGGUGAUUCGGAAGACCUGCUCGGAAAAUGGUUCACCGCAAACCCAGACAAGCGCAAGAAUAUAUUCCUCGCAACUAAAUUUGGCAUCAAGACCUCGCCCGGUGUGCCAGGGUUCUCCGUCGACUCAACACCUGAAUACUGUCAUCAGUCAAUCGAAAGGUGCCUGGAACGACUGGGACUCCCAUACGUGGAUAUGUUCUACGUCCACCGCUUGGACAAAGUGACUCCAAUCGAAAAAACAAUGGUGGCCAUGGUCGAGCUCAAGAAUGCCGGCAAGAUCAAACACAUCGGGUUGAGCGAGUGUAGUGCAAACUCUUUGCGUCGUGCGUAUGCCGUCCAUCCGGUGACUUGUGUCCAGGUUGAAUACAGCCCAUUGUGCAAGGACAUUGAGUCCCCGGAGACGAAGCUUUUAGAAGUUGCUCGCGAGCUGGACGUUGCCAUUGUGGCAUACAGUCCUCUGGGAAACGGUCUCCUGGGUGGAAAUAUCCGCUCCCGCGAAGACGUGAGCAAGCCUGGUGAUUCGCGCGGAGUCCUGCCUUGGUUAAGCGACGAGAAUAUUCAGCCGAACCUGGCUGUCCUUGAUAGAAUCAAUGACCUAGCAAGCUCCAAGGGUCUUACGACGGCACAAUUGGCCCUUGCAUGGUUGCUUGCACAGGGUGAUGAUAUCUUCCCUAUUCCAGGGACUUCGAAGAUUCACCGUCUGGAGGAGAAUCUCGAAAGUCUCUCUGUCACUCUUUCUGGGGAAGAUGAGACAUUGGUCCGGAAGCUUUCGGGGGAAAUUGUGGGUGGUAGGUUCCAGGCGAAGACGGGUUAUUCAUUUGCCGAUACACCAACUUUGGAGGAGCGGUAG